Molecule: messenger RNA, 1759 nt
Organism: Dufourea novaeangliae
Lineage: Eukaryota; Metazoa; Arthropoda; Insecta; Hymenoptera; Halictidae
Product: tetratricopeptide repeat protein 5-like
Exons: 8
Coding region: 139-1494 (451 amino acids)
Molecular function (GO): protein binding
Source: RefSeq, a predicted model, not a curated record
GAAUGAUAGAUUACGUUGCUUUGUUCCAGCGUUAAUUCGCGUAUAGUCGUGAAUUAUGUAUAAAGUUACAUACGUGAUAUAUAUUUGACGCACAAUGAAAUAUUUGUGAUAAUUUUUUUAUGAAAAUUAUUUUAAAAAAUGUCCGCAAUUAUAGAUGAUAAAGUGGUUGCAGGAGCACAAUCCGCAAAUGUUGUCAAAGAAGAUCCCAUUGUUGCUCUGACGGAGAAAGUAAAUGCUUUAUAUUUUUUCCGAGAUCAUUAUUUUGAAAAUCGUCCUAUUGUGGAAGCAGGUAAGAAACAUGGAGAUGUAGAGAAGGAAAUGAAAGAUACAUUGAACAAGUUUGAUGAGUGUAAAGGAUAUGAGAUUGAUGGGUCACGAGCAAGAUACUAUUAUCUGAAAGGAAAAGCCUUAAAUGUUACAGAAUAUUUUAUACCUCAAGCAGAAGAAUUAUUAACUAAAGCAGUGAAAUUAGAGCCUAAUCUAGUUGAAGCAUGGAAUGAAUUAGGAGAGUGUUAUUGGAAGAAUGAUGAUAUUCAGCAAGCAAAAAAUUGUUUUGUUGGUGCUUUACGCCAUGGUAGAAAUAAAGUUUCUCUACGAAAUCUGUCUAUGGUACUUAGACAGGAAUCAGUUACUAAUAAUGAGCUACGAAUAAAAAAUAUACAGCAGGGAGUGGAACAUGCUAAAGAAGCAGUUAGUCUUGAUACAACAGAUGGUAUUUCUUGGACAAUUUUAGGAAAUGCCUAUUUGUCUUCCUUUUUUACAAUAACACAAAAUCCUGCAACUUUACGCUCCUGCAUGUCAGCUUACAUACAGGCAGAAAAAGAUAUUGUAGCUGGAAGUAAUUCUCAUUUAUUUCAUAAUAAGGCAGUGGCUUUGAAGUAUCAAGAAGAGUACUGUGCAGCACUGCAAUCGUUUGAAAGAGCAAUGUUAUUAGAUCCAGUGUGGGAUACACCACCUAUGAAAAGGGAUGAAUUGUUACAAUAUUUACGAGAUGUACAAAAUUUAGUGAACAAUAACGGAAGAGUGAAACCGAAGAGAUUGUACCAAAUGAUACGGGCAUUGGAUGCUAAGCAUUUGGGACCAUACAAAGGUGGCUCUUAUACGUCCGGUCAGAAAACCGUGAAAUUAGACUUAAUAAUGCUAAAAGAUCUAGCUGUUGGAGUCAAUCCAGAGAAAGUUGUAUUCGGGAAAGUAGUAUGUUGGAUACAAGAUACUGAUUCUGUACCUUUCGCUUUUUGUCUUGUUGACGAAGAGAAAACGUGUAUUGCUGUAACAGUAUACAACCUGGCUAAAGGUCGUGGUGUUACCGUAGGAGAUUCUGUUGCUAUACCUGAACCCUUUGUUAUCCACCAAAAAUUUUCCUACCUUAAUAAUGACUUCGACUUCAAAUCUAUACGAGUUGAAACACCAGUCAUAUUGGUUGUUAACGGCCGAAAAUUAGGUAGGGAGCAACAAGCCUCCGCAAACUUUCGUACUUUUAACAAGACCGACUGAGCACAAACUAUCAAUGAUUUACGGCGAAAUACAGUCGAUUAGGAGACUUUCCAGUAAUCCGAUUGAGAAAGUGUGUCAAUAGACGAUGUGAUAUUUGAAUUUUGAGUCCAAGUAUUAUUACAUUCAUAGAAUUAUAUAUCCAUACCACAGUCAAUAUCGCUGAGGAUUGGCGGAUAUACUUGUAUUGUUACGCGUUCACGUAGGAAGAUAUCGUUCAAGUUGGAGACAAUUAAAUUUUAAAGACGUUUUACAUCAUUUGUUUUUU